This is a messenger RNA of Mesorhabditis belari, 741 nucleotides long. The record is from the annotation of a GenBank genome assembly. Lineage: Eukaryota; Metazoa; Nematoda; Chromadorea; Rhabditida; Rhabditidae.
AUGCUUGUUCGUAUAAACAUUCUCGCUGUUUUACUCGUUAUACUUGCAACCGCCCUCCGAUCGUCGUUGGCCGAUUCGACUUUCAUUUGCAGCUACUCAUUGCGAUGUCCUCAAAAAAGCACGAAUGGCUUCGAGGCACUGUGGCUUGCACGAAUACGCGAGAUUGAGGGCCUCAAGAAGUACCAUAAAAUGCAAGUGGCAACGAAUGAUGAGCACAAAAAUCCUCCGUAUUGGGUGACUCGGCUCCAGAUGCAGCAUUGUCGUGAACCGUUGAUGGGCGUUUUCCUUGACACACCCUCGAAACCUAAACCCGAUUGGGAGACACAUUGCGCGUGGACAGGUGAUGGAGAAAUGCAAGAAUGUGUGUUGGCCCCAUCGGGAACCGGCUCGUAUAGUUUUCUCUCGUCUACCGAUUUUUCUGCUCGAAUACACGACUUUCGAAAGCACAUCGGAUGCCCGUCACAUCUUGAUACGCGCGUUCCUCAUGGGCAAGUCAGCGAGUUGCACAUUUGUACGGAGCGCUGUCAUCAAGCCGGCCUAUCUACAUGGGCUGCAUUUUUCUUAAUGCUUUGCGGCUUUUUGGGUCUUCUAUGGAAUUGUAUAACAUUGGAAACAUGGAUUUUGCACAGGAAUCAAAGAAGGUGGCUCGCAAUGAGAGAAGCUAAUGAAAACCAAGGAUUGCUUGCGGGAAAUCAACUGCAGGGAGUCAUCGUUGCCCAACCUCCACCCAAUCGGUCACCA